AUGGAAUACAAAAGUCUUUUUGCCAGUGGUGGUGCGUAUAGCAGCACUAAAGGUGGAUCACAGGAAAAAUCAGAACAGAAAUUUAUGUCAACUUCAGUUCAAGCACUAGGGGGAAGUCAAAGAAUUGCUGCAGCAGUGACAGACCUAUACGCACCAACGUUUAAAAAUACACUUGUCGUAAGUUCUUUAUUACCUUAUUUAUUCAUGUAAUAUUAUUAUACAAUUACUUUAUGGUUUCCGUGUUUGGAUGGCCUGAUCCAAACACGCGGGGAUGUUGCGAGAUUACGAGCCGAAGGCGGGUAAUUUCGCCCGCUUUUCUUAACUCGAGCCACAUUCCCAAGUGUUUGGAUCAGGCAAUCCAAACACAGAAACCAUAAAGUAAUUGUUUUAUAAAUUAACAACAACACGAUAGUCUUCCGCGUGUUUGGAUGGCCUGAUCCAAACACGGGUUUCGACCAAUCAGAACACGCGUUAUGCGUUAUAUACAUGUUAUUUUAUAAUAUAAUUUAAAGAUCGUAUGUGGUCCAAAAAAAGCAAUUUCCGGAUGCUAUUUCUUUCUACAAUAUUCGGGACAGUAGGCCUACAUAUACGAAAUAUGUAAACUUCGCAAAGCUAUAAUCUCCGUAUUAUACAAUAUUUUGUAACCAAAUGUUGCAAUUUUACUAAUAUUAGCAAGUUCUUUACGAGAAAUUACUUUUUUGUGGUUAAAUAAAAAAUCAGUCUAACAUGCUAGUUAUAUAUUAAAUCUUGCAUUCUUCCAAAAUAAUUAAAUCAAAGUUAUAAAGGUAGGCUAUUAGUAAAACCAGGAACACCGGACAACGGAACACCGGAAUACGGAACACCGGAACAGCAUCAGUCCGGAACACUGAACACCGGAACACUAAAAAUUCUUAAUUUGUUAAAGAUUCGGAAAAAAUUUACUGGAGGAAUGAAAUUAUUGCGUAAAACAUGCGUAAAACAUGCUUUUUAAAGGGGUCUACAGUCAUUUUUAGUCGAAAAGCCACCUUAAAUUGGGGACUCCACGGAGAUUCUUUUGGCUGUAUCUUACAUACAGUAUCCAUGAGUAUAAGUACUUCGGCACACCGGAAGACACAUGCAAUACUUAAGAGGACCUCUCAGUAAAAUCCAUCCACUGGUUUGGGGAAGGAAAAAUAGAUUUAGCUCAUAUUUGGCAUAUGAACUAGACUUUGGUCAAUUUUAAUCGAGCUUCUUUAAGAUGCUUCAACUUUCUGUUUUAUAGGAGUUAUAGCCCAUGUUGAAAUCUGACCUUGCGAGAAUAUUUUCAGACCGGAAAUGAAGGAAAUUUCACAAUAAUUCAACUGAUUUUUUAAAAACUUUAUAAUGUGUUAUCUCCUCCAGUUACUGUUCACAUGCAAGAUUAGCACUAAUACUCUCGUUUUCAUGGAGAUUGAACAACUUUAUUUGCUUAAUACGAUUUUUUAACAGUUUUACGAAACUAUGUUUUCAAGAUGGCGACGAGAGGCUGAAAAUUGCUCAUAUUUUACUUAAAAUAUCUCAAAAUUGGCACCUAUCUGAAGUGUAAAAGGCAUGUAAUUUGAAAGUAUACCUACUAAAGUUAAGUAAUUAGGAAUAAAACUCGUCUGCAAGCAAUUUUCUGAAAAGUUAUAAAUCUCCAAAUUGGGUCUAUUUUUAGCUGUUUGUUUGUUAAUUAAAAAGUUAAAUAAGCUGGUUUAUUAUCCUGGUUCUACUUCACAACAUAGAAACAUUCAAAAUACAAUAUUAACCAUUCUUGGCUUAUUCGCAUGAAUAAUUUCACAACUGCUAUAGAUCUUUUUAAAGUAUAAACGGGCAGUACUUUCUGUGGUUGUAGCAAAUUUCAAAUCAGUAUCUCUGGCUGUAUAUAAAAAGUGUUCGGUGCUUUAACUUUUCUAUUCAACUCUUCUCGUAAUUUUUUUCUGUCCCUGUAAAUGGAAAUUUUGCCGGAAAGGUCGGACAUUAAUUCUUGCUGCAUGGAUGCAACAUAUUUUUGUACAUAAUUGCAUUCAAAAUACUACAACCUUCCCACUUCCACUUUUCUAGUCUGUUGUCAUUUACUAUUUUGUUUUGUAUUUAAUAUUGUAGCGGUUGCCGAAUUAUGGAGAAAUAUGGCGAUAAAAUUUAGUUUCUUUGAUUUUUGUAAUAAUUUGAAUAAUUGAAAUAAAGGAUGCAUUUUUCGUUUGAUUCACUGCAUAUGAACACAUAAAGGUUUCGAAAUUUAACUUAUGUCGUCGUAUUUCCCUAUAAUUGUUAACCGCUACAAUAACAGAAAUUCACUAAGAGACAACAAACCUGAAAAGCGGAAGUGGGAAAGUUCUAGUAUUUUGACUUUGAAAUCUACAUUCUCACUAGUAGAACUGCAUCACUAGCUUGCUAGUUAUUUUUGAUAGCAGCUCCUAUUUUUACUUUGUGCAUGCUUGAGUCAUGGAAAAGAACUGUUCUUUUGCUGGCCUGGGAAAUUUUGCAUGUGGAGAAAGGCGGGGAAUACAGAAAGUUGUACAAAAUGAUUAGUGUAAUGAAUACAUUUGUAAUCACCUCAGAAGUUGUCACCUCACGAGGCUUACCAUCAACGAGAGUGAACUUAUACUUGCCAGAGCGGGGCACUUUAAUCCUACCCAGGAACAGCUGGCAAACAUGACUAUCCAGUCUGUUAUUAGAUCAGUUUCAUUUUCAAUUGGGUCUAUCCUGUCAAUAUGAGAUCAGUGGAUAGACUCCAUAAAAAAUGAAGCCAAUAGACAAAUUUGGCUACCGUUGUUUAUAUCGUUGCUACCCAAUGCACAGCUUUGGAUAACUCACAUGCUUAGUUAUGAUUGUUGUAGUUUACAGAAGCAUAGACUGAAUAGAACAAAAGUAACUAAACAUUAAACUUAUGUAUUAUCACUUAUUUUCUGAGACCGAGGGAAACAGUGUGUUUUGUGGACCCGAGACCGCCCCUCGACUGCAACUACAGCAGUCGAGGGGCAACAAAACACACUGUUUCCCCUCGUUCUCAGUAAAUAAGUGUUUUGUUAUAUAGUAUAUAAGUGUCAAAGUAUGAAUAAUUCACCGGUUAUUGGAGUGAACUUAAUUUGAAACCAAAACUGGAUAAAUGGAACGCCGUAUAAAUGGAAUGCGUAUUGCACCCAUUUUAUAAUUGACUGGUCAAUAAAUGUUUCAUUGCGGACCGGUUGCCGAACACAGGCAACAGAUACCCUGACUAUGACUACUAAUCAGUCAUAUAAUAUAUUAAUCAAAGUAAGGAGCGCUACAUGGAAUUUACCAACUCUCUUGAAAGUCACCUCAGCGUUUAAUUAACAAUGAAUCUUGAAAAAGACUGUGUAUUUGGUAUACCCAAUUAAUGGGUGCGAUAAAUUAUAAUUAACAAUUAUUUGCCGAAGGCGAAGUGAUUACCAGUAUAUCUAGUAUAGGAUACAAAGGAAAAUGGUUUUACAAGAACAUCACAGCAAGGUUUUCCAACAGUCGGGAUAAAUUUUGCUAUUUGCUUGAAAUGAAUAUGUCGGAGUUUUAUUAAUAAGUUUUAAAUUGUCCGUGAAUUUGUUUGACACAGUAAAAUAAUGAGGAAUCCUACCUUUCAAGUUAAAUACAACAUUUUGUGCAUCUUCCGUUUUCUGAGGGCGAUUUUUUCAAUAUUUUGUCCAUUUUAAAACCAAAUUUACCAAAUCAUUCUUUUUGAAAAGCAUUAUUUACUAAUCUGCUAGUAACUAAUGCCUCAGAUUUACUAGUCAACUAGCCAAUCAGAACGCGCGAAAGUUCAUUUAUAUGCAAAAUUUAUACUAACGUGCGUUAUACAUUCUAUCAGGUUUAUCGCGGCAGCUGCUAAAGGAAAAGAGCUGCCUUUAUCUUCUUUCUAUGAUAUUUUUCAGGAAUGGCUUGAUAGUAUUGACAGCUACCCGAAAGCAUUUAAGUUUCUGAUGGGAUCAAUCACAGACCUAGUUGACUUCCGCGCGGCUGAUUUAUUUCCUGAUGAUGCUAUCGACUGGGGAUGUGAGAAAAAUUUCCAAAAUCUUGUAAAGGAAGAGAGCACAGGAAAACAUUACUACCACAGAACAGUUACUGGUGGAGUAAAUAAAACUUACUGCGACUUUGCAAGCAGAAAUGAGCUGGAAAUUAAACUAAAGCAACGUAGAGCGAGUUUGAAAGCUGCAAUAGAAGCAUACAUGGAGGAGGUAUGAAGCAACCAAAAAUGUGGAGUAAAAUGCGUGCAUGAAUUUUCACAUUGUCUUACGUGUACCAAAACUCCAUAGGCAGCCCCAAAAUACGUGUUAAAUUUUAUACGCUCGUGCGUGGCGCUCGGGCAUGCACCGACUCUACUCAGUUUGUAAUUAUUAUGUCAUAGUAGUAAACUGAGCAGACUCAAUGCAUGCCAAAGCGCCACGCGCGGGGGUAAAAUAUUUAACACGUAUAUGUGGGCAGGCUAUGAUGACUCUUGAAAUUUGAAGUAUGUAUCAGUUCAUGGCAACCAGUUAAAUGUCAAACAUGUAUUCGCUAUCAAUCAUACUAAUAAAUUCAGUUCCUGAAAAAAUUGCAUUAACUCAUGGAUUGUUUUCACAAACGAGCGUUUCGCACUUUUAUUAGGGAUAAUUUUAAGUCGUCAACAGGCUACUUACUAAGCUUUUCGUACGUUUGCAUGGCGAUAAAACAUAUCAUAGUUUUGUUUGUGGAAACACCACGUAAAUUUAUUAUUGCAAAGCUUUCGAUCCGUAAGACCGAAUCUUCAUCAGUGCUAAUAAUAUGUAACUUGUUCAACUCACGCGCCCUUUUUAUUUACAAAAGUGUCGUGAUUUGUUGGCUCCCGUCAUUUGAAAUUUAAUUAAAUGGCACAUCAACCACGAACGGCACAUCAACCAUCAAUCUUCCUUGUUACAUUUUCAAUUAUCCAUUCGUAGCGCAACAUAUACCCACGAAAUAAUUACGUUUUGCAAUCGUUUAGCAUGAUGUAUUUCUGUCACACAUUGUCAUUAAAAUUAUAUAUUAGGCUAAUAUCGCCUUUAGGUUUUAGUCAAACCAUUAGUGCAACAAACAUGUUCCUCAUUGUUUUUACUUUCAUUACAAGGGACCAAUUUCAGCAACAGAUGUAAAUCUCCAAGCAGGGGAUGGAGGAUGUGAGACUCAGGACCUGGAAGGUUCACUUGCCAUUCCAAGAUGGAACGAUAUAUUUAAAGAAGAAGUAUUUCAUGUUAUUUUUGACAUGGACGUUGAGCUUCGCGGAAGUCGAAACAAUAUUGAAAAAUCAAUGUCAAGAUUGACUAAACGCAAGUGAGGAUAACAUUCUACUUUUUAAGGGUUCCCCAGGGUUGUAUUUCAAUUGAUUGCAAUGUUAAUAUUUAUUUAUUUUUCAAGUAAUUACUGGUGGGUAACCGCAAACGAAAAUGGUAAAUUUCACUGGUUCAGGGCUUUUUCCAAUGGUGGUAGUCAUACUUCUUCUAAUCAUAAAAUCUCCAUACUUGGACUCGUUCUUACUUACGCUGAAUCGGAUGGAUCACUUACACUCGCAAGUGCAGAUUACGACGAAUCUAGCAAGUAUUUUACAAAUAUAGACAAGCAUUUGAAAGGUAAAAUAAUCCACAAGCCAACGAUGCUAGAGCCGUUGCGGGUGUAAGCCCAGUGCAACGAUAAUAAUUCAGCACGGCUAUUUAUACCAGGGUAUUUCAGGACAAGUAUAAAGUCGCCUUCAUUAUGGGUUGGGCGGUUUCCGAUGUUAUGCGCAUGCGCAAGCACAAGCUCGAAGGAAAGUUGUUUUUCAUUUUGCGAAGUGUCCUGACGUCUGCAAAGAAAACGCAAGGUUUUCACAAUAUUUUAUAAUAUGGCAAUCAUCUCUUCCGUUGAAAUAGCGGUCUGUGUUUAGCUCAAAAGCGCUUUCAGCGGUAAAUUAUCUUCCCGUAAUGGACAGGCGAUCCAUUACGUAAAAAUUUAACAAAUUGAAAGUUUGAAAAUUAUAAUUUAAUAAGAUAUCUGCGAAUAGUUUUUAGUGGAAAAGAACGAAUACAUUGGUAUGUUUUCUUCGAACAAAUUAUGUAUCACACUACUAAUAUGCAUUUUAAAUCAUUUCGUUUGAAGUAAAAUUAACAAUUAUUGAAUGAGGUUGAGCACGAUAUGAAGAAUUAUCAAGCCCGAAGUUUGCCGUUAUCAACCGAAGCCGAAAGCUGAGGUUGAUAACGGCAAACUGAGGGUUUGAUAAUACUUCAUAUUGUGCGAAAACCGAAUUCGAUAAUUGUUUUAUUAUUUAUUUAAAAAAUUCAAAACAGACAAAUUUGUAUUUUAUUUGAAUAAAAAAACAAAUCCUUAGUUCUUCGUCAGCCGUCGUCAUCGUCUUAUCAAUGGCGCCAUGGCCAGCGAGUCAAUAUAAUUCUCGUCGUCAUAGUAAUAUGGCGCAAACGCGUCCAAUUUUUUUUCAUAUUGACUCUUUGACGUCAUUUUGCUAAUAUGAAUGCGAAAAAUCCGUAUUUGGUUAGCCAUUGAGUUAAUAUGACAAUUUCACAGUUGGCUGUUAGCCAAUCAGAAACCAGGAUUUUUUUAAAUAAAUGCCUUUAUUACAUAGCAUUUGUAAAUUCUGUAAGAUAUCUGCGAAUAGUUUUCGUGGAAAAGAGCGAAUACAUUGGUAUGUUUUCUUCGAACAAAUUAUGUAUCACACUACUAAUAUGCAUUUCAAGUCAUGUAUUUCUUUUUCGUUUGAAGUAUAAAUGCCUUUAUUACAUAGCAUUUGUAAAUACUGAACGCUGAUUAACUAAGAGCCGUGCUGAUUGAAAGUUUGAAAAUUAUAAUUUAAUAAGAUAUCUGCGAAUAGUUUUUAGUGGAAAAGAACGCAUACAUUGGUAUGUUUUCUUCGAACAAAUUAUAUAUCACACUACUAAUAUGCAUUUCAAAUCAUGUAUUUCUUUUUCGUUUGAAGCAUAAAUGCCUUUAUUACAUAGCAUUUGUAAAUUCUGAAGAUAUCUGCGAAUAGUUUUAGUGGAAAAGAACGAAUACGUUGGUAUGUUUUCCUCGAACAAAUUAUGUAUCAUGUGCAUAAUAAUAUGCAUUUUAAAUCAUGUAUUUCGUUUUCGUUUGAAGUAUAAAUGCCUUUAUUACACAGCAUUUGUAAAUUCUGAACGCUGAUUGACUAAGAGCCGUGCUGAUAUAGGCUAACUCAAUGUCAACGCAGAAACUUCGGAAAAUUUCUUUCAUUAUAUUUCUUUGUGAUAUAUAUAUAUAUUAUAAAACAAAUAUAACAUUUUUUCCCCUAUUGAUGUAGUUCUAACUGAAUAUCAACACGAAAAAUGUUUUAUAUUUGUGCCCGCGAUAUAGUAACUAAUUAGUAAUUCCGGACGGAUAAUUAUACCCGUGUAUGUGAAAACAUAGCGAAGUGCAAAGCUGUCCUCCAUUUUGUUUAUGUCAUGGACGGUUUUCUACGUCACGCGCGAGCAUACACUCUGUCUAAGUAAUUGUUUUUCAUUGUGAAAGGACGUAUUUUGUUGUUUUACUGCAAUUUUUGGUUUUAAGUUUCGAUGAAAAGUUUACAAAAGUACAAUUGUUUUUUUCGAUUUGAACUGGAAAUAAUUAAGCCUGCAGUUUCAUAAAUUAGUGGCCGUUCCACCGUGAAACAAAGUUUGUAUUAAAUCAUUAUUUUGAUGUUUUGAUGUUGAUAUUUUUAAUAAUUUAAUCGUUGUUGUGCCGGUUUGGGUUAGUGUAAACACUUUAGUAGUAAAAUUCCAUGCCGCAUAUAUUUGCUUUGUACGUCGAUUUUAUUCUUACUGUAUCUCAGAAAUUUUUAAGCCAUUAACUCGAUAAUUCACAAUAAAUAAUGUGCUUUAACGCAAGCUGACAUACAUGAAGUUGCAGCGAAUGUUAAUAUCGCUUAAUAAACUAGCGCAUCAGUUGUAUUUUUAUGUUUGCUUAUAAUGGUCUUAAUACUUUAUGCGGCAUUUUUCAUCUGUUAAGAAAGGCGAGGGGUCGCUGCGUGCAUGUAUUUUCUAGUUAAAUAUUAAAUAUCGUAUAAUAAAAGUUUUAUUAACCUCGCUUGCUUUGUAUGUACAGACAAAUAUCGGACCUCAGUUUUUUGUAUAAACCUCGUCUUACGGGCUCGGUUUGUACAACAAAUAUCCCGGACCGAUAUUUCUCUGUGCACACCUCGCGUUCGAUCGAUAAGAAGUUAAUAUUCAGCUAUAGAAUUAUGUUCACGUUACCAUUGCUCCCUCUAUUGUUUUAGUCCCCAAGCCGACGGCGCGAAGCGCCUUGCGAGGGUACUAAUUCCCCCCCCCCCAACUAAUUAUACCCGGGAAAGAAAAGCAUUAGCCAAGUCUAAAGUUUAUCAAUGAGCGCGGGAGUCGGUACCAACCGUGAGUGGUCAUCCUCACUGAUCUAAAAAGUAUGGCUGUUUGCCAGGAGUGGGAUAUUAAAGCAAGAUUUCAAUUUUCAAAAGCAUAUAUUUGGAAAAUCUCGUUACACACAAUGAGCUAUGAAGCAAUUUUUGUUUGAAGAAAUGAGAAGAAUUGAUUUACUGUGGAAAAUCUUGGAAUAUAGGGCAAGUUUGCUUUGAAUGUUUAAUGUUUAUGAAUUUUGUUGUUUUAAUUUAUUGCGCAAAACAAGCACUGCUUUCCUUUUCAACGAAGCUGUACUAAAGUUGCUAAAUUACCCUGUUUAAUUUAAGAAUAAAUGGUGAAAUGUGAAGAAGAGCUAAUUCAUUUGAAAACCGAACUGAUAUUACUCGACAAUUUGAACUUAUUUUGUUUUAUAAACAAUAUGAAAACCCAUACAGUUUUAUAGCAGAAAAAGCAGUAUAUAGUUUAAUAUUAAAACGAACAUUUCAAAACAUUUUACGAAGCGAUUCACGUUAAAUUUUACAUUAAAUCAAAGCUCACAAAAAGCAGAACAAUAUACCUACAGUACAUAUUUUGGAAAUUCAUUGUUUUAUAGUUAAAAGCAAUGAUCUUUCAACUAUUUUUGGCGUGUUGUACAAAAAAUAUAAAAAUAUAAUAAAAAUUAAAUUUAUAGUGUUGCCAUGGUAACACUGCCGUAAACGCGAGCAUGCGUUCAGUCACAGGUUCAGUGUUGAUCAAUUACUAAUACAUCAUGUUUAAUCAAUGUUUGAAAAAUACAUGCGAGGGGUUGCUGCAUGCAUGUAUUUCUUGUCAUAAAAUCACUUUAUGUGCAUGGAAUUUAUAUAUACUUCAUUUGUUAAGAAAGGCGAGGGGUUGCUUGCAUGCAUGUAAUUCUAGUAAUAAAACUAUUUGCCGUACAUAUUUCCACUAACUCCAAAAAUGAUUUUUUUUAGGUGCAAUAUUUGGGUUAUUCUUAGUGAAUGAUAUAUAUUUUCGUUGUAAAUUGUCUGUUUCAUUAAAUCGGUUCAUUGUAGAAGAUGCAGGUUAUGAAUAAUGUUAUUUUUAGAUGGAAAAUUUCCUGCUAAAAGUUCUCUCGCGACAUCAUAUCCGGCAUAGAUGGGAUUUCUAAUACAAAGAUAUUCUAUCGUAUAUAGCCUAAUUUGUUCUUAUGUUCGAUAUGCAUGCCAAAAAUCUACAUAGAAUUUUUUCAGAAUUUUUAAUUUUUUAAGCACUAAUAGAAAAUACUGUGAAAAAUUGUGCAGAUGAGGCGCCAAUCUAUUUGUAAAAUAUGUUAAUGUUCGAAGUACUUUGGUUGUAAAAUGACAUUUUAGAUAGUUAUCAUUUACCUUGGUCGCAGUAAUUGAAAAUGAAAAUUAUUUUUGUCAACUUCAGAUAAAGUUCUUGCUCGUAUCGAAUGGCCAGCUGCAACUCUGUUCUCGCGACUAACGAGUACAACAACGACACUCCAUACUCCAUGCAAUGUAAAGUGGUCCAAUCCAUUUAGAUUUGAUCCAAACGAUGCCAACCGCGACAAAUGUGUGCAUUUCAGCGCUUUUGCGCAAGGGACAGUGUACAUUAUAUUCUCAUCGAUUCCUACCAAUAAAGGGACGUGGUACUCAAUUGAAAUUUCUACGUAUGGAGUAGUAGUAUAUAAG
This is a messenger RNA of Paramuricea clavata, 9949 nucleotides long. NCBI's taxonomy places the organism in Eukaryota, Metazoa, Cnidaria, Anthozoa, Malacalcyonacea, Plexauridae. The record is from the annotation of a GenBank genome assembly.